Oncorhynchus kisutch (coho salmon) is the source of this 671-nucleotide messenger RNA. RefSeq names its product protein S100-P. NCBI's taxonomy places the organism in Eukaryota, Metazoa, Chordata, Actinopteri, Salmoniformes, Salmonidae. The coding region runs from base 165 to 443 and encodes 92 amino acids. Gene Ontology annotation, biological process: endothelial cell migration. The transcript has 2 exons. The record is from RefSeq and is a predicted model, not a curated record. Gene Ontology annotation, molecular function: calcium-dependent protein binding; transition metal ion binding; calcium ion binding. Gene Ontology annotation, cellular component: cytoplasm; extracellular exosome.
UUAGUAAGUUCUUGAUUCAAACAUCAGUCAACGUUAAUACAUGAGCAGAAUAUAAAGCAGACUUCAAUUCCACCCGGUCUGUACCUUCACCUCUCCUCCUGUCCGGUCGCCGAAAACCUUGCCUUGGAGUUGUUGCCCCAACUUUAUCAUCACCAGUAGCAGUCAUGUCCCAACUGGAGACAGCGAUGGCCAUCCUCCUGAAGACCUUUGACAAGUACUCUGGAGCCGAAGGCAACAAGGGCACGCUGAGCAAGGCUGAGCUCAAAACCAUGAUAGAAAAGGAACUGCCUUCUCUCCUGAAGGCUUCUAAGAACCCUGGGGACUGUGACAAGCUGAUGAAGGCUUUGGACCAUAAUGGAGACUCUGAGGUGGACUUCAAUGAGUUCGUAGUCCUGGUCGCUGCUCUCACCUGCGCCUGCCACGACCGCUGCCCCAAGAAAUGAGCUCCUCAUGCAGAAUUGUGUGGUCGAGUCACGCCCUGCUGCAAGUAGCAGGUGCCUGUCCGUCGGACCAGAGUUCCCCCAAUCUCCCUGUUUCUGUUUAUAAUCAGUUAAUAUCAUUUUCUUACUAAAUGCAUCUUUAUCCAUUUGUGUGGUUGUCUUGUCUUCCAAUUGUGGCUGUAAAUGUAAAUAAAUCUCGUGCCUGUGAGGUGGGAGCAUUUUAAACAGUGA